This is a messenger RNA of Ramularia collo-cygni, 501 nucleotides long. RefSeq lists its product as uncharacterized. The transcript is spliced from 4 exons. The coding region runs from base 1 to 501 and encodes 166 amino acids. Lineage: Eukaryota; Fungi; Ascomycota; Dothideomycetes; Mycosphaerellales; Mycosphaerellaceae. The record is from RefSeq and is a predicted model, not a curated record.
AUGCACGUCUCAGCUUUCCUUGCUCUCGCGGUCGCGAGCCUCUCCGCCGCACAAAGCACCACAGGAACAUUAUCGGGCUGCGGAUCCCAGGUUGAUCUAAUCAUUUCCACCUGCCUUUCCACCACCCAGCCUCAACUGCAAGCUUGCACUGCGAAUGACUGGGACUGUUUGUGUGCGGCCAGCGAAACUAUACUCACUUGCUACAACAACUGCCCAUCAAGUCCCGAUCGAUUCGGUCACGAACAAACCAAAGUCGCGAACUGCAAUGCUGCGUCGGCCUACGGAACUGCAACAAAGGCCACGGCCACGGCUUCAUCGACGGGAUCGUCCUCUUCUGUCGCAGCAACCACCACAAGCACCGCCAGCGAAUCUUCGACCAUGACCGACUCUGCUUCUGCAUCCAGUGCAACCGCUUCCGAAACCGGCGCCGCUGUUGCAAAUGCUGCUGUCCCCGCUGGUGGGAUUCUCGCUGCCAUGUUCGGCCUUGCUGCUUUGCUAUGA